Psilocybe cubensis is the source of this 1617-nucleotide messenger RNA. RefSeq lists its product as uncharacterized. Gene Ontology annotation, molecular function: calcium ion binding; mannosyl-oligosaccharide 1,2-alpha-mannosidase activity. The transcript is spliced from 18 exons. Bases 1 to 1617 code for a protein of 538 amino acids. Gene Ontology annotation, cellular component: Golgi membrane; endoplasmic reticulum. The record is from RefSeq and is a predicted model, not a curated record. NCBI's taxonomy places the organism in Eukaryota, Fungi, Basidiomycota, Agaricomycetes, Agaricales, Agrocybaceae. Gene Ontology annotation, biological process: carbohydrate metabolic process; N-glycan processing.
AUGAAGUUACUUCGCCAGUCAUCGAUCCAGCUUCUUCUGACUACGGCCACUUUUGCGGCUCCUGUUCAACACCCGGGCAUCGUUCUGCCGCCUAGUGCUCGUGGUAACCGCGACGCUGUCCAAAAAAUCUUCACCGACAGCUAUGCAGCUUACAAGAAAUUUGCUUUUGGUCAUGAUGAUCUCUCUCCUUUAAGUCAAUCAUUCUCCGACGGUCGUAAUGGCUGGGGCGCCACAAUCGUCGAUGCUAUGAGUACAAUGCAUAUCAUGGGGCUGAACGAUCUAUUUGAAGAAGCCGUCAACUUCUCGAGCAAAAUAGAUUUCAGCAAAUCCCAGACACCUGAUACUGUUAGUAUAUUCGAGACCACCAUUCGCUAUCUCGGAGGUCUCCUGAGCUCGUAUGAGCUAAGUAAUCAACAAUUCCCGAUUCUCCUCGAGAAAGCGAAAGAGGUAGGGGAUAAACUCACCUUUGGUUGGGUAGGGAAUAACGAUGUUCCAUUUGGGUUCCUUGAUUUCUCGACGAAUACGCCCAAUAUUGGAAGCACCUCCAACAUUGCCGAAGCAGGCACCCUAACUCUUGAAUUCGAAACCCUUAGCAAGCAUACAGGUAACCAAACGUAUGCGAAUUUGGCCCUCAAGUCUGUGACCCACAUCGCGAAUCUUCCGGCCCCUCUACCAGGUUUGGCUGCCCAAGGCAUUGAUCCGGAUAACGGGCAGUUUGUAGGCGGCUACGUCACUUGGGGAGGAGGAUCCGAUAGUUAUUUUGAAUACCUCAUCAAGCACGCUCGCCUGUCAAAUACCAACGACAACUUGUUUGCAGAUACGUGGCACACCGCUGUUGACUCUUCUAUUAAGACCUUGCUGCGGACCUCAACGGUCGGAAACCACGUCUAUCUUGCGGACUUCGAUGACUCCAGGACAAUCCGCCAUAUCGGCUCUCACCUGGCUUGCUUCCACGGAGGGAAUUGGCUACUUGGUGGACGCAUGUUAAACAACGACACCAUCGUCAAAGUUGCGCUCGACUUGAUAGACGGGUGCUGGAACACCUAUGCUGGGGAUGCUACUGGGAUUGGUCCAGAAGCCUUUGCAUUCAUUUCUUCAGACGGGAACUUCACUGGAAACGGUCUUCCUAGCGCCGAUCAACUAGCAUUUUACGAGCAGCACGGCUACUAUAUCACAGCCUCCGAUUAUAUCCUUCGCCCAGAAGUUCUUGAAUCCAACUUCUAUGCUUUCCGCGUAACUGGUGACUCUAAAUACCUGGACCGUGCAGCAAGUGCGGUAGCCAGCUUCAACAAAUUCUUGCAGACACCCACAGGCUUUGCUGGUUUGAACGACGUCAAUGACGUCAACUCCAGCAAAAUCGACGACACUGAGAGUUUCUGGUUCGCCGAAGUUCUAAAAUAUUUAUACCUCACAUUUGACGACCCCAACCACAUUAGCCUUGAUAAUUUUGUCUUCAAUACUGAGGCACACCCAUUCGUUGCUCCACCAGCCAAACCAGUCUAUGGCAGUACUAUCAGGCCACCAACUGCUCCCUUCACGCUAAGGAAGGGACCUCCUUUGCCAGCCAUCAGUCCAAACCCCAAACUUCCUCAACCCAUCAAGGUCCCUCCUCAGUAA